UCAUCCGAACAGUACUGCUUAUCGUCAACGGUGUAGCACGAUUUCGAUCCGUUGUUCAAAAUGAAGAAAUCAUUUUGUUUAUUAGUAGUAAUUAAUUUUUUGAUGUUCUACGGAUUUACACCGGUUAUCGCAGAGCCUGGUGAAACAUUGGUACUACUGGAUAAUCUGGCUAUACGUGAAACACACUCUAUUUUCUUCAAGAGCCUGCAAGAACGAGGAUACAAGUUAACUUUCAAGCUCGCGGAUGAUGCCAAUCUGGUGCUGUCGAAAUAUGGAGAAUUUUUGUACAAACAUUUGAUUCUAUUCGCUCCGUCGGUGGAAGAAUUCGGCGGAUCGCUGAGUGUCGAAGCUAUUACAGAUUUCGUGGACAAUGGAGGCAAUGUGCUGGUGGCUGGCAGUUCAAGUGCCGGCGAUGCUUUACGUGAGCUGGCUUCCGAGUGUGGUUUUGAGGUGGACGAGGAAAAUGCUGCUGUGAUCGAUCACUUGAAUUACGAUAAUUCGGACAAUGGAGACCACACGUUGAUAGUCGCUUCACCGGAUAAUCUGAUCGAUUCCGAGAUUGUGGUUGGAAAGAAAGGAGUAGGGCCAUUGUUGUACCGGGGAACCGGAUUGCUAGCCGAUAAGGAAAACCCGCUGGUUUUACAGCUACUGACGGCCGAUAGCAGCGCUUACAGUUACAACCCGGAUACUCCGAUCAAAGAAUAUCCGCAUGCUGUUGGAAAGGGAACACUGCUCAUUGCAGCCCUUCAGGCUCGUAACAAUGCUCGAGUGGUUUUCUCUGGUUCGUUAUAUUUCUUCUCCGACGAAGCUUUCCUGUCACCGGUUCAGCGUGGUCAGGAUAGUAAAUUGCAUCAGAAAUCUGGCAAUCAAGACGUGGCCACUGCUGUUAGUAAGUGGGUCUUUGGUGAAAAUGGUGUCAUUCGUGUUCGAUCCGUUCAACAUCACAAGGAAGGAGAAAUCAAUCCACCGUCGUCAUACACCAUUACCGAGCCGGUCGUUUACACAAUCGAAAUUGAAACUCUCGCCGUAGAUGGCAAAUGGAAACCAUUCCAGGCCAACGACGUCCAGCUGGAGUUUGUACGUAUCGAUCCGUUCGUUCGAACAACGCUGAAAUCCAUCGGUGGAGGACGCUAUCAGGCCAAGUUUAAGAUUCCGGAUGUUUACGGCGUGUAUCAGUUCAAGGUUAACUACGACCGUGUCGGUUACACGCAACUGUACUCAACGACACAGGUUUCCGUUCGCCCGUUAACCCACACUCAGUACGAACGGUUCAUUCCUAGUGCCUAUCCGUACUACGUAAGCGCUUUCUCGAUGAUGGUCGGCGUCUUUCUGUUCUCGUUUGUCUUUUUGCACUACAAGGAGGAUGGUGCUGUGGCCACUAAACCUGGAAAGUCGGGUGGCGAUAAGAAGUCUCAGUAGGAAUUUGAUGAUCAAUUGUUUGAUCAGUAAAUUAGUAAGGAUCCAAGAGAAUAAAAAUCAAUGACUGAUAUAAAAAA
This is a messenger RNA of Malaya genurostris, 1496 nucleotides long. It is a transcript of the gene Ost48, whose product is annotated as dolichyl-diphosphooligosaccharide--protein glycosyltransferase 48 kDa subunit. NCBI's taxonomy places the organism in Eukaryota, Metazoa, Arthropoda, Insecta, Diptera, Culicidae. Gene Ontology annotation, cellular component: oligosaccharyltransferase complex; endoplasmic reticulum membrane. The coding region runs from base 61 to 1419 and encodes 452 amino acids. The transcript has 2 exons. The record is from RefSeq and is a predicted model, not a curated record.